AUGACCACCGUCCAAGUUGCGCCUGCACGGCGGUCGCGUGAGCCUGUGAUAUGCCCAACCGACGAAGAAGCCGUGGUGCCAAAGAAGCCAGAGCCCGCGCGCAAGGCCCACAAGAAGAGCGCUGAGUACAUCCUCAAGAGCGGUCUUGCCGGAGGGCUCGCCGGUUGCGCCGCCAAAACCGUUGUAGGACCGCUGGACCGUGUUAAGAUCCUCUUUCAGACCUCGAAUCCCAAUUUCACCAAAUACGCAGGCAAAUGGAGCGGGCUACCGGUUGCCAUAAAGGACAUUUACAUCGCCGACGGCCCUCGUGGGCUGUUCAAAGGCCACUCCGCCACACUUCUCCGCAUAUUUCCUUACGCUGGGAUCAAGUUCCUCGCAUACGAGCAGAUCCGCGCACGCUUCAUCAAAGACCACACCCAAGAGACGUCUGUGAGACGGUUCCUGAGCGGAGCCUCGGCCGGUUGCGUCUCCGUCUUUUUCACCUACCCGCUCGAAGUCAUCCGCGUGCGUCUAGCCUUCGAGACGCGCAACGAGUCUCGCUCGACUCUCCGUUCCAUUUGUCGAAUAAUCUACAACGAGCGUCCCCCCCCAAUCCACGUCGAGGCCAGCCAGGCGGCCGUGUUAGCCCCUCUGACCACCGCCACCGCUGCAGUCCAGAAGGUUGCGCCGCGUUAUGGCCUCUCGAACUUCUUCCGCGGCUUUACUCCCACCCUUCUCGGCAUGCUUCCGUACGCCGGCGCAUCAUUUCUCGCCCACGACACCGCAUCUGACAUCCUCCGUUACCCAUUGCUCGCUCCUUACACCACAAUCCCCAGUUCGGAGGGUAGCGCCGUGGAUCCAAACAAGCCUGCACAACUGCGGUAUUGGGCCGAACUCGGCACAGGUGGCUUUGCAGGCUUUACCUCCCAGACAGUCUCGUACCCUCUCGAAGUCAUCAGGCGGCGAAUGCAGGUUGGCGGCGUGGUCGGAGAUGGGCACAGACUAGGCAUGGCAGAGGUGAUAAAGAGGAUAAAUAAGGAGAGGGGGUAUAGGGGCUUUUUCGUGGGCUUGACAAUUGGAUAUGUCAAGAUUAUUCCCAUGUCUGCAGUGAGCUUUUAUGUUUAUGAGCGGGGCAAGUAUUAUCUAGGGAUAUGA
Mytilinidion resinicola is the source of this 1134-nucleotide messenger RNA. Its product is annotated as ADP,ATP carrier protein. The transcript has 2 exons. Lineage: Eukaryota; Fungi; Ascomycota; Dothideomycetes; Mytilinidiales; Mytilinidiaceae. The record is from RefSeq and is a predicted model, not a curated record. Gene Ontology annotation, biological process: transmembrane transport. The coding region runs from base 1 to 1134 and encodes 377 amino acids.